AUGCAUACCUGAGCUACCGCGUCUAUCAGCCAGAUCCAGUGCAAGCGACAACAUAUCGAGUGCUCGGAGCAAACGGCGACCGCGCGGGCACGUGAUUCGUGAAGGAAAUGGCGACCAUCAAAGCCAAGGUCAAGGACGCCGCCUCCUCCGCCAAGGCCGGCAUCGAUAAGGCGAAGGCCUCCGCCGGCGAGAAGGUACAGAAGGCGACGACCACGGACCCGAGGAAGAAGCGUGAGGCGGAGGAGAACAAGGAGGACCGCUUGCUCAAGGUCGACUCCGACGAGCGCGAGGAGAAAGGGGACCACGCCGCCGAGAGGUCCGGGAGGCGCACCAUCAUCACCGGCACCUAGUUAUAGCUUCUACCCUCUUUUUUUUUUUGAAAAACAGUUAGCUUCUACGUAGACCCUUCUCGUGAAAAAAAAAGCUUCUAGCUAGGUCCAAUAACAGCAUGUAGCAGAGUAUGCGUCGGUUGAAAGCGAAUCGAGGCCCAAUAACCGCAGUCCUUUGAAUGUAAUUCGAUCCUAUCUCUUCUCUCCCUUUAAUUUAACUAGCAAAAAAGCCCAA
This is a messenger RNA of Hordeum vulgare subsp. vulgare (domesticated barley), 564 nucleotides long. RefSeq names its product protein LE25-like. NCBI's taxonomy places the organism in Eukaryota, Viridiplantae, Streptophyta, Magnoliopsida, Poales, Poaceae. The coding region runs from base 108 to 350 and encodes 80 amino acids. The record is from RefSeq and is a predicted model, not a curated record. The transcript has 2 exons. Gene Ontology annotation, biological process: embryo development ending in seed dormancy.